GUGCUGACAGCAGAGAGCUGGAUGUGGGGCUCUAACUCACGAACCGCAAGAUCAUGACCUGAACUGAAGUCCGAUGGUUAACCAACUGAGCCACCCAGGCACCCCUCAUUACAACCAUUUUAAAAGUCAGAGAGCAAGAACUGUUUCAGUUUGUUUGUUAUAUAGCUUGGGAACUUUUUUUUUUCUGUUCACAUCCUUUAACCUUAGACUCAUCAAAUACAGGAUUCGUCCUACACAGUUAGGUGUUUCCUGUCUCGUUAACCUUUAGUAGUUGCCAAGCACUUUUUCCCUGUCAGCAUUCUGCAUUACUUUUUUUAAAGCUCUUUUAAAAAUCAAACUCUGUUAUUUAUAUCUUUCUAUAGAAACAAGUCCUAUUUAAUGUUGAGCUUUCUUGAAAGUAAUAUUACACUCUAUGUUAACUAAAUGGAAUUUAAAUAAAAACUUGAAAAAGGAAAAAACAAUGUCAAGGUCCCUGUGUUUGUAGUGAAUAUAAUAUUAAUUUGUAUUGUAUUCAUCAAGCAUCUAGAGUGAUGCCUAGAGUGAAAAGAAACAGAAUUGGUGGUUGUUUCUCUUCAUUUGUUUUUCACAUCUGUUUUGACAAAACUGUGAGAAUUAGACACUUUAGGAAUCCUAAUUUUAUGUUUGUUAUGGUAAACUUCAACCUUUUCUGUAUUUUAGGUCUCAGUAGGAUCCUAGGGCUUUGUACAAAAGGCAUAUGUAAAGACAUAUGUAUUUUUUAUUUAUUUUUGAAUAGGCAGAAUAUCCAAAGUUCUGAACAGAAUUCGGUAAUAGAAAGGCUUUCUUCUGCUACUGUCCCCAAGUUCCCCAGAGGCCUCCAGUAUUACCCUUUUUGAAAGAGAUAACAUUCGUCACUUGAUUCUUUUACAUGUUUCACAACUAUUUAAAUCUAGUGUUAACAACAAAAUUAGUAAUUUCUUCCUUGAAUCUUUAAAAGUGUGUGUUAUGGGGCACCUGGGUGGCUCAGUCAGUUAAGUGUCUGCCCCUUUGUUUCAGCUCAGGUCAUGAUCUCUCAGUUCGUGGGUUUGAACCCCGUGUUGGGCUCUGCUCUGACAGUGUGGAGCCUGCUUAGGAUUCUCUCUCUCUCCCUCUCUUUCUCUUCCCUUCCCCUGCUUGUGCUCUCUUUCAAAAAAAAAAAAAAGUAUGUUACAUUUUGGCGGCGCCUGGAUGGCUCAGUAGGUUGAGUGUCCAACUUCGGCUCAGGUCAUGAUCACGUGGUUCUUGAGUUCAAGCCCUGUGUCAGGCUCUGUGCUGACAGCUUGGAGCCUAGAGCCUGCUUUGGAUUCUGUGUCUCCCUCUCUCUGUUCCUCCCCUACUCACACUCUGUCUCUUUCUCAAAAAUAAACAUUAAAAAAAAUAAUUAAAAAAUGUAUGUUACAUUUUGAUGGCAGCUGUAAGUUGUCUGUUUUCCGCUGGGGUGGUGGAGCCAAGGUGACAAUUGUGGCCCUGAAGGGAGCUAACAUCUGCGUGUCCUGAGUGAAGGAGUAAGAUAUGGACCCCCCUCUUCCUUGUGGGUGCCUUAAUAUUUGUAUUUAUAAUAUAGAUACUCUCAGGGGAAUAUGUUAAUUCUUUAACCCUUGAUGCACAAAGAAGUUUCAGAGACAUUUCUAUAUGCUCUUGUUGAGGGGAUUCUAGAAGGGAAGGAGGUUGAUACAGAUCACUCAAGGAGAAAUUAUGGAAACCAUAAAGUCAAACUAUUGGCUAAGAAGUUGCCAAGGCUCUAGCCUGUAUCUGUGAGACAGUGCUGUAUACUGAGUGGAACUGAAUCAAAACUGGAGGCUACAAUCCUGCAUGCUGUUGCACUAACAUCAUUUGGAACUGUAACAGUAAAGACUUGCUCCAUGUUAUUUGUCCUCCAUUUUUUGCGAACCCCUCUUGCAAACACUCACCUAUACCCCACACACACUAAAACAGAGCCCCUUUCUAUCUUUGUCACCAUCUGGUGUCAAAUGUGCAUCUGCUAGGGCUGCAUAGGCACCCAAAACACCUUUAGGCAGACAGUGUUGAUUACACUGAGGUGCAUAUUUGAUGAGAGGGAAUUUUUAGAAUAGGUAGUUACAGAUUUAGAAAAUCACUGAAUGGAGGUUGAUAGAAGAAAACAUGUUCCUUUCAGUUAUGAAUUUUUGAGUAACAUCUAGGGGGGAAAAGACACUUCCUUUCUAAAAAGGAUUUCAGAUAGAAUGGGGAAAGGGAGGAAUUGCACUGUUUCCCUCACAAUUGUGCCUUUUUUUUUUUUUUUAAGGAAAAUAUCCCAAAGAACUCUUGAUGACCAGGCACUUCUUUAUACUGACAGCUGCUUGUGGAGUCUUCGUGCAUUUCCUGGCAAAUAAAAUAGGGCAGGACCCUUUAGUCAUUACCCUACUGGAGCUUUUUAGCCUAAUUUUAAUUCAGAAUGAUGCUGGAAAGAUUUAUAAAGGAAUUGGUGUGAUUAUUCAUAACAAUUAAACUUUGCUUAUUAGUAAACACGUGAGACCCAGGUCCCUGACACCUCCCCCCACCCCCUCCCCCAAGGUGCAAGGCCCAGAGAUAAGGCAGGCCAGGCCUUGCUGAGGAGGGUGUGUACCAACAGAGAAACAGGAAGCUGUGCUUAGCCCGGCUUGCCUGGAGGUUUCCAACUCUGGUCAGGUGUACUAAAGUCCCGGCAAGAGACACGUUCGUUCUGAGCCCUAGCAGCCACGCUGCUCGGCAUAAAUGCUUCAGACUGUCAAUAACUGAUGUGUAGAGAGAAGUAUGACUGCAUUACAGCUUAAAGAGCUGUCCCACUCAGGUCUCUACCGGAGAAGACGAGAUCGCCCCGAUAGUGUGAGACUAAAUGGGUUACCGGAGGAAGAGCUAAGCAACAUGGCCAAUGCCCUGGCCAAUGCCACCUGUGAGCGCUGCAAGGGGGGCUUUGCGCCCGCCGAGAAGAUAGUAAACAGUAACGGGGAGCUGUACCACGAGCAGUGCUUCGUGUGUGCCCAGUGUUUCCAGCAGUUCCCAGAGGGACUCUUUUAUGAGUUUGAAGGAAGGAAGUACUGUGAACAUGACUUUCAGAUGCUCUUUGCUCCUUGCUGUCAUCAGUGUGGUGAAUUCAUCAUUGGCCGAGUUAUCAAAGCCAUGAAUAACAGCUGGCAUCCUGAGUGCUUCCGCUGUGACCUCUGCCAGGAAGUUCUGGCAGAUAUUGGAUUUGUCAAGAAUGCUGGGAGACAUCUAUGUCGCCCCUGUCAUAAUCGUGAGAAAGCCAGAGGCCUUGGAAAAUACAUCUGCCAGAAAUGCCACGCCAUCAUCGAUGAGCAACCGCUGAUAUUCAAGAAUGACCCUUACCAUCCAGACCAUUUCAACUGUGCCAACUGCGGGAAGGAGCUGACUGCUGAUGCCCGGGAGCUGAAAGGAGAGCUGUACUGUCUGCCGUGCCAUGAUAAAAUGGGGGUCCCCAUCUGUGGCGCUUGUCGACGGCCCAUUGAAGGGCGCGUGGUGAAUGCUAUGGGGAAGCAGUGGCAUGUGGAGCAUUUUGUUUGUGCCAAGUGUGAAAAGCCAUUUCUUGGACAUCGACAUUAUGAAAGGAAAGGCCUGGCAUAUUGUGAAACCCACUAUAACCAGCUAUUUGGUGAUGUUUGUUUCCACUGUAACCGUGUUAUAGAAGGUGAUGUGGUCUCUGCUCUGAAUAAGGCCUGGUGUGUGAACUGUUUUGCCUGUUCUACCUGCAACACUAAAUUAACACUCAAGGAUAAGUUUGUUGAAAUUGAUCUCAAACCAGUCUGCAAACACUGUUAUGAAAAAAUGCCAGAAGAAUUUAAGAGGCGACUUGCCAAACGGGAGAGAGAAGCAAAGGAUAAGGACAAGCAGAAAAAGAAAAAGCCAGUCUGUUUGUAAACUUUUCUGUCCCUUCUAUCAUCAUUUUCACUACUUUCUUCUUUGGAAUAAAUUUGUGGAGUUUGACAUGAAGCCAGUCUGUAAGAAGUGCUAUGAGAAAUUUCCAUUGGAGCUGAAGAAAAGACUUAAGAAACUAGCUGAGACCUUAGGAAGGAAAUAACUUCCUUUCUUUUGUUUUUUCUCUUCUGUGCAAAGAAAAGAGAUUACCAACAUUACUUGACUUGGUCCACCCUGUUUAAAGCUGUAUCUCAAAAUAAUUGAGAGUGAAGAGGGCCUAUAUGAAUGGUUUUCUUUAUCUCCUUUUUCUCAUUAAAAAAGAAAAAAAGCUUGUGUAAUCAUAUUUAAAACACAGAUGAGAUCAUGAUGCUUUUGUUAAAUACCCUAUCAGUUUGUUGAAAUGUAGACUAUACUUAACAGCAAAAACACAUGGUUAAAUGUUACAUGUUAAUCAAGGUCCAAAAAAAUUAAUUUAACUUUUAAAAAUGAAAAUAGGGAGUCAGCUUUCACAUGACUCAGAUACAAUAGAAACAUUAUUUUACUUUGUAUUUGAAAGAAAAUAAAUUCCAACAGCUGUUGGGGAGGAUAUAAGGAAGAAAAAUAACCAACCAAGAAAAACAAAUCUUGUAGAAUGUUAGUAUGUUUAUCAAACUAGUAGUUAUAAAAUGAAUGUACACAUUACUAAGACAAGAAACAAGUGCAUUCAAAACUACUUGAUUUCAUUUUUUGUUAAAUUCAAUAAUUACUAUGCUUAGUUUUAUAUUUUGUUCUCCUUGUGAAACUCUUCCUUCAUACAGUUACUUAACAUAGUAGUUAUAGCUAGCUAAUAGUAUGCCUUUUUAAAUUUUUUGCAAAAAAAAUUUAUACUAGACAUUUGAAAAUUCAGUACACUUUACAAUAUUGGAAAAAAUGAAGUAUUUUUUAAUGGAUUACAGCAAUUAUGCUUCUAAGCUUAAGGUCAAAGAUGUAGUCUUAGAAUAGGACACAAAAUUAAAUUUUAUGUAGCUUAGAAUGUAUCGCUUAAAAACAAGUGAAUUUAUAUGUAUUGGUCUUCUUGCCUUUAUAACCAUGCUGACUAAUAUCUGUGCUUCAUACAUAAUCAAACUUGCCUUGCCUUAGAAACAUACUUAAUUCAGGAAUCCUAGCUGUUUCGUGCAAUACCAAAAAUAAGUGCAUUGAUUGAGAUUUGUAAACCCAAAUUCAUUUGCCACCACUAAGAUGAGAUUUUUUUUUCCUCUCCUUUUUUUGGGAAACACAUUGAAAUUAAUUUUUGUCAUCUUAUUAAAAGAAUGAUAUUGAUAUGUGUUUCAAGUUUUUCAUUUCAAAUCUCAUAAUUGGAUUUUAUUUAAGUAGGAGGUAAAAAUGACAUUUUUAAAUUGGAAGGGGAUGUUUAAAUGUCAAUUUUAGAUCAAAAGUAGUGAAUCAUUCUACUUUAUAAAAUGUUUUUUAAAAGUUUAUCCUGAAGUUUCUAGACCAUUCUUUCUUGGCAAACUUGUUUGCAAUGCAAAUUUUGUGAGCAAUUGUUAAAUGUUGCUGCUGCUAUUUUUCAUUUAAAAGUAAGUUCCCAAGACAGACUUCUAAGGAGGAAAGUAUUGGUUUUUUAAAAAAUUGCUGAAAUACUGUUUUGCCAUUAAAAAAAAAAAAAAAACACCUCAGGAUGCUACUCACUCUGCCAUUAAAGUAUUUGUAUGCAUGUAUUUUUUAAAAGUUUGUGCAUGCACUUUACAAGAGUAAAUUCUAUCUUGGUUUUUAGAUAACUUAUAACCAGUUAUUUUUUAGUGUUCUUUUAGAGUUCAAAGAAUUAUCAAUGAUUGAAAAUAAACAAUAUAUAGUUUAAGACUGUAUAUACUCAGAAGUUUAAAACAGUCUUUGCAUUGGACAGUAAGAAUCAAAAUCCCUCUGUGUGCCUUCGUCAGCUAAUAUGUAACCAGCAAGGAAAACCUUGAAAGUAUUUAUUAAAUACUGUACUAUGGAUAUAGGCCAAAUAGUACAGGCUUUGGCAGUUUGGGGUCUUGAUGCUAAAUUCUCAAAUACCCCUACGGCAGAAAUAAGGAACAGAAGAGCAACCAUUUACCCAUAGUCUUAAUCAUUUUGAAGAUGCAUGAACUCAGCUCAGCUUGUUUACAUAUCUUACACAGCCAGGCCUCUCCUGUAGCCAGAUGUCCCACUACUGUCUUUGCUCACUCUUUUAAAAUAAGAAUUGGUAUUUCCUGGAAGUUUUAGUACUCUAGGGUAUUUUGUCUAGAUGCAAUACUUCCUUCCUUGAUAAGGGACAUCAUUGGAGCCCUUACCUGUGGGAAAGGAAGAGGAAGUCGAAAAGUUGCAAGUGGAAUAGAAGACUUGGUUGAGUUCAUAAUACUUUUCAUGGGGUUUUCCCUGGCUGUGGAAAAACUCAGGCUAGUAAGCAUUUCUCUGUUUAAAGUCCUACAAGGCAAUUUGAAAUAAUUCAUUGUUCUUACCCAAUUUCUAAGUGCUCUUUUUCAUACCAAGCCUACCAUAAUUGGGGGAAAUGUCUGGGUACAAGUAAAACAUUCUUUGGAUCAUGUUCAAAGCCUUAUUAAUAUUGUACCUAAAAUGAUAGGUCAUUUUGCCUCACUUGCCAAAAUAGCCAUUUCUAAGUUAAGGAAAUUUUGAGGUAGGCUUACAGCAUUAUUGUUGUAUUUCAUUUUAGAAUGUAAGCUCGAUGGCAGGGACACUAUAUUGUUAAUUAUGUUUUUGUAUAGCAACCAUUGCAGUAUACUCUUGGUGCUUAAUAAAUGUUCACAAUUAUUAAGAGUAA
Acinonyx jubatus (cheetah) is the source of this 6646-nucleotide messenger RNA. RefSeq names its product LIM zinc finger domain containing 1 (gene LIMS1). The coding region runs from base 2749 to 3870 and encodes 373 amino acids. Gene Ontology annotation, biological process: cell-cell junction organization; positive regulation of substrate adhesion-dependent cell spreading; cell-cell adhesion. Lineage: Eukaryota; Metazoa; Chordata; Mammalia; Carnivora; Felidae. Gene Ontology annotation, cellular component: cytoplasm; cell-cell junction; focal adhesion. The transcript has 11 exons. The record is from RefSeq and is a predicted model, not a curated record.